UCCCAAUUGUCAGUCACACUUCAUAAGGCGUCUUCAAAGGCAGAAAAAUAAAUUCAGCACAAUUAAACUGCUAAAUAUUGUACAAAAAUUGUAAAAUAUAGAAUAUUAUAUUAUUAAAGUGAUAUUAAAGCUACUCUGUAGUUAAAAUGUUAAAAGGACAUCAUAAAAAUAAGUGAAAAGUACGGUUUUUCACAUUUUCCAACGCAAAGGCGAUACGAUGAAGUGGUCGUGCAUUGUGCAAAAGGGGGCGCAAGUAACAGAAAACACCAGAAGCCAUUUGGCACUGGGUGUGGGAAGUAGUGCGCCUGUUAGUGUUAAGCGUAAAAGGAAAUGUGGCAAAAGCGGCAAUUUCGCUGUGGGCCACUUUAUCGAUGCUUGUUGUUUUUUUAUUCGGACUUUUGUUUUGCUCGCGGUGGCUGCGGUAUUUUUGUUUACAAUCGACAGCGUCAAUGCCGCCGCUACUUCCUUGAAAGCGCCACACGAAGGAGAUAGUGGGACAACAGCGGGAGGGCGACAUCAACAUCAACACGCUGCCGUCAAUGCUGCUGAAUUGCACGAAUACGAGCACGAGGAGAAAGGCUAUUGUGCGCCAUACAAUGGUAUAAUUUGUAAGCAAUAUAUAAGCGGACAGGUAUGGUAUAGUCGUGAAGAUCCGACGGGCGGCUGGAAGAAUGAGCAAAUUACAACCGCAUUGUGGGAAGAAUUAAUUGCAGACUUGACGGGAUUAUGCCGCCAAGCGGCAGAGAAAAUGCUGUGCGCCUACGCAUUCCCGCAUUGUCAGAGGGAAAAUGGACGUACAAUAAAAGUGCCGUUAUGCUAUGAGGAUUGCACAGCGACACAUUUACAAUUCUGCUACAACGAUUGGGUGUUGAUUGAGGAGAAGAAGGAGCGUAAUAUAUUUCUGAAGAGUCGCUUGCAUUUCCGGUUACCCAACUGUAGCGUGCUACCAAGACACAAUGCCACCGCAAAGAAACCGAAUUGCUCGUACAUUGGACUAACGGAACUUAAAGAAGAUGAAGUAAGCUACGAUUGUCGCAAUGGCAACGGCCGUUACUAUCUCGGCACGGUAAAUGUAACGAAAACGGGCUUGCCAUGUCAACGCUGGGACGUGCAACAUCCGCACAAACAUAUCCAACCGCCACAGGUGUUUCCGCAAAUAGCUAAUGGUGAAAAUUACUGCCGUAAUGCCGGUGGCGAAGAACCCUAUCCAUGGUGUUACACGCUCGAUGAGUCCGUCCGUUGGCAGCACUGCGAUAUACCACUCUGCCCUGACUAUAUUGAUCUCACUGCCAAAGAUCUUAAUGCACCCAUAAAAAUGGAAACUUUUUUCACACCAUCCAUGAUCUUCCUACUCGCCGGCAUCGGUUUCGUUGGCAUUGUGGCGCUACAUUUGAUUAUUUUACUGGUACACAAGAUAUCUAAGCAUAAAGAGUUUUCGUCGCAACAACAACGCCAACCAGUACCAACCUCCGAGUGCAAUGUUUCGGUGCGCGGCGGUGGCGAUUGCAAUUUGACAGAGAGCAGAGAAACUUUAGGUUCGAACAAUGCGGUAGCCAUAAGCAACAAGUGUGGCACAAUUAAAAGUACAGCAACAGUACACAGUGUAGCCGAGCCCAAAACAAAUUUAAACACGAAAUUGGAGAAACUGGAAUAUCCACGUGGCGAUAUCGUAUAUGUGCGUUCGUUGGGGCAAGGCGCUUUUGGAAGGGUGUUUCAGGCUAAAGCACCUGGUCUUGUGCCGGGCAACGAUGACUAUCUGGUCGCCGUGAAAAUGCUGAAAGACGACGCCAGCGAUCAAAUGCAGAUGGAUUUCGAACGUGAGGCCUGCCUCUUGGCUGAAUUCGAUCACGCCAAUAUUGUUAAGCUACUCGGCGUAUGCGCAUUGGGACGACCCAUGUGUCUACUCUUCGAAUUCAUGUCACCGGGUGAUUUAAGUGAAUUUUUACGCGCCUGUUCACCCUAUGCCACGCAUCAAAUACAACAACGCAAUCGUCAGGAAUUGAAUGAGGGUCACUUACUACAGAUAGCGGCACAAAUUGCUGCCGGUAUGGUUUACUUGUCUGAACGGAAGUUUGUACAUCGCGAUUUGGCCACACGCAAUUGUCUAAUCAACGAACAAAUGGAAGUGAAAAUUGCCGAUUUCGGCUUAUCACAUAAAAUAUACUUGCAAGACUACUAUAAGGGUGAUGAGAAUGAUGUUAUACCGAUACGUUGGAUGCCACUCGAAAGUAUAUUGUACAACAAAUUCUCCAUUGAAUCGGAUGUCUGGGCUUAUGGCAUAUGCUUGUGGGAGAUAUUCUCGUUCGCAUUGCAACCCUACUUUGGGCUGACACACGAAGAGGUGAUUAAGUUCAUCAAAGAAGGCAACGUGCUGAGCUGUCCGGACAAUACACCGUUAUCGGUGUAUGCUUUAAUGCGUCGUUGUUGGAAUCGUAAACCAAAUGAACGUCCCAGUUUUGCGGAAAUCAAUCAUUGUAUACAACACAGUUUGGUGGAGUACGAGUGCAAAACGAUGAUGUAGAGCGCGUGUGGUGGAGAAAAAAAGCAACUGUACUUACUUUCAACUGGCCAUAUACAUACAUACAUACAUCCAUACAUAUAUACAAAGAAAUAUUUUAGUAUAAGUGCAACAACAAAAACACUUCCGUUCGAAAAUACUCAGCAAUGGUUGGUUUAAAAAUUAAGUUCAUAUGAAAUAGCUAUAGUUUUGCACAUAAAAAAUUGUGUAACAACAACAAUAAGCACAAAUUAUGCAUUUAUAUGGAGCUAAUAUAUAAUAAUACUUACAAACGUGUACUCAGAAAAGUUGUGUUCAGGCAAUAAUUUAUGUAGUUGUGUGCAAAAUAUGCAGUCCAGCUCAACAAGUUUCCUUACUUUUAUAUAUAUUUUUAUUGAAUAAGUAUACUCAAUCAUUUAUUAUAAGAUAUAUUUGAUUUUUUUUUCAAUUUUUUAGAAAUAGUAUACACAAAUUUUAUGUUGAAACAAGAAAAAACUAUAACUUCGGCUUUACCGAAGCUAUAAUGCCUCUCACAGGUGCAUUUCUGAGCAUAUAAAAAUUUUUAAACUUGAUUUUGAUUGAUCAAUUUCUAUGACAGCUCUAUGUUAUAGCUGUCCGAUCUGAACAAUUUCUUCGGAGAAUGUACCAGUGUUUUGGCUUAUAAUUCAUGCCAAAUUUCGUGAAGAUAUCACGUCAAAUGAAAAAGUUUUCCAUACAAAGACAUAAUUUUGAUCGUUAAGUUUCUAUGGCAGCUAUAUGCUAUAGUAGUCCGCUAUGAACAAUUUCUGCGGAAAAUAUACCGUUGCUUUGUCUAAUAAUUCAUGCCAAAUUUCGUGAAGAUAUCUCGUCAAAUGAAAAAGUUUUCCAUACAAAGACUGGAUUUUGAUCGUUAAGUUUGUAUGGCAGCUAUAUGCUAUAGUGGUCCGAUAUCGACGGUUCCGAUAAAUGAGCAACUUCUUGCAGAGAAAAACAUAGGUACAAAAUUUCAGAUCGAUAUCUCAAAAACGGAAUGACUAAUUCGCCUAUAUACAGACGAACGGAGAGGACAGGACAGGUGGUUAAAUCGACUGAGCUAUGAUGCCAAUCAUUUACGAGUAUAUGUAUGUACUCUACAUAAUUUCCGACGUUUUAUUUGUAGCGUUACUAACGUCGUGACAAAUUCAAUACACAUUGUUAAAGGUAUAAAAUUUCAUUUUUUUAAACAUCGAAUAUUUUUGUAUAAAAAAAAUCCUCCUCAAACACGUUCCAAUCAUCGAGCAGCGCUAGUCUGCACUAUUUAACUCAACGAAUUAUACUGAUAAUUUUUAGAUAUGUAUUUAUAUAUACACAUACAAUAAUGCAUCAGUAGCCAACAUAUCUGAUGGAUUUUUAAAUAAAUUCAUGUUUAUUGAUUUACUUUUACAAUAAAAAAGAAAAUUUGUUUGCUAUGAGUACAAUAUUUUUUAAUAAUUUAUGCGCAAAGCAAAAAAAAGAGAUUUAUUUGAGCAAAUAUAUAUCAUAAAAAUAUUUAAAGUCAAUAUAUACACUUGUACAUAAUAUACAGUGAAACAAACGAACAUACAUAGAGACUUAAUUGCAUAUUGUAUAACAAAUAACCGAUGUUUGUGUAAUAAUAAAAUAAACUUUAAAAAAAGACACUACAAAUUUUCAUACUAAAUAUUAAGUAAGACUCGUAUCAUGUUUAUAAAUACAUACAUACAUAUGUAGUUUCUUAAUAAAUAAAAAAUUGGUGACAAAAGUAAAGGAAAAUGUGUGUUGGAAUAAUGCUCAUUUCAAAACAAUUUUUUUUUAUUAUAAAUGUUGUUUUUUAUUAUUAUAAAUAUUAUUUAUUAUUUUUUUUUAUAUUAUUUAUUAUUUUUUUAAAUAUUAUUUAUUAUUUUUUUUCUACUAUUAAUAUUUUUUAUAAUUAUAAUUAUAUAAAAAUACUUUUUUUAGUAUUAGUUCUUAUCAGGGUUGCAAUUAAUGCAUCAAAAAAUAGUUUCAUAAAAAAUUGAUUUAAUUUUUUUUAUUUUGUAAUCCGAAAAUCUUUAUGAAAAAUAAUUUUAUAUUUUAAAUAUAAUAAUUGUAUAUUUUGUAAAUAACUGUAAUAAAAUGUCCAACUCAACAUUCAGUAGUAGUAGUCAUAACACGCCCAAGGAUGGUAAUAACAGUAGGGCCGCUCAUACUCCACAACGCCCACUCCACCAACAACAACGGGCGCUCUCCAACCAUAACCGCCACGGUAA
This is a messenger RNA of Bactrocera dorsalis (oriental fruit fly), 4722 nucleotides long. It is a transcript of the gene Nrk, whose product is annotated as tyrosine-protein kinase transmembrane receptor Ror2. The transcript is spliced from 5 exons. Bases 218 to 2521 code for a protein of 767 amino acids. Gene Ontology annotation, cellular component: signaling receptor complex. The record is from RefSeq and is a predicted model, not a curated record. Gene Ontology annotation, molecular function: ATP binding; protein binding; transmembrane receptor protein tyrosine kinase activity. NCBI's taxonomy places the organism in Eukaryota, Metazoa, Arthropoda, Insecta, Diptera, Tephritidae. Gene Ontology annotation, biological process: protein phosphorylation; multicellular organism development; cell surface receptor protein tyrosine kinase signaling pathway.